ACUUUGCGUCUGACGUCAUUCCCCCUAGUAACCCUCGGCGGCGUCUCCAAGAGAGAAGGCAACAAGAUGGGAUUGCUGUCUAUCCUGCGUAAGCUAAAGAGCACACCAGACCAGGAGGUGAGGAUACUUCUUCUGGGUCUGGACAACGGCGGGAAGACCACCCUGCUCAAACAGCUGGCAUCUGAGGACAUCAGCCACAUCACCCCCACACAGGGAUUUAACAUUAAAAGCGUCCAGUCUCAGGGUUUUAAACUGAAUGUUUGGGACAUUGGGGGCCAGAGGAAGAUCAGGCCGUACUGGAGAAACUACUUUGAAAAUACAGAUGUGCUGAUUUAUGUAAUUGACAGCGCUGACAGAAAGAGAUUUGAGGAGACAGGUCAGGAGCUGGCUGAGUUGUUGGAUGAAGAGAAGUUGAGUGGCGUUCCAGUGCUGAUCUUUGCAAACAAGCAGGACCUGCUGACAGCCGCCCCGGCCUCGGAGAUCGCUGAGGGACUGAAUCUGCACACCAUCCGGGAUCGCAUGUGGCAGAUCCAGUCCUGCUCGGCCCUCACUGGGGAGGGCAUUCAGGAGGGCAUGAAUUGGGUGUGCAAGAGCGUCAACUCCAAGAAAAAAUAGCUUUGCUUCUAGUCUACAGCACCUACACAUACACUGACACACACUGCACCCUCCUGAGCCUUAGUACGAUGGAUAUACCUGUGAAUGUAAACACACUACUAAUUCAACAUGGACCUGGAGAUUUAAAUCCCCCUGCAUUCCCAAAUUGCUGAUGUUUACUUAUCUCAGAACAUCUACAAAGAGGAGGGCGUUUUGACUUUAAAGGGAACACAUGCCAGGAAAUUGACCUCCUCCACCCAGACUACCUGCGUCACCAUCCGCCGCCUGUCCCAACCUCAAAACAUUCCCAUUAAACUGCCGUCUUUCAUUGGAAUUCCAGCCUGUCCUUUAACCUCUUUCACACACUGUCCUGGAAACCAGUCCCCUUUUCCUUUUCCUUUUCCUCCUCCUCCCUCCUCCUCCUCCUCCUCCUCCUCCUCCUCCUC
Messenger RNA from Trematomus bernacchii (emerald rockcod), 1040 nucleotides. RefSeq names its product ADP ribosylation factor like GTPase 3b (gene arl3b). Gene Ontology annotation, biological process: cilium assembly. Gene Ontology annotation, molecular function: GTP binding; GTPase activity. Gene Ontology annotation, cellular component: microtubule cytoskeleton; cytoplasm. NCBI's taxonomy places the organism in Eukaryota, Metazoa, Chordata, Actinopteri, Perciformes, Nototheniidae. Bases 67 to 615 code for a protein of 182 amino acids. The record is from RefSeq and is a predicted model, not a curated record. The transcript has 6 exons.